AUGACAGCAUCUACCCCCUCAUCCAUAUCUCGCUAUCGACCCGCUGUGCUCUUUCUCACCGGCAUCUCGGCUGGCUAUGGAAUAUACCUCAUCUACAACUUCAUCCACACCCCGGCACCGAGCGAUGGUCUCCACCUGCAGCGUCGUAAUGCGAUCCGCCGACGUCGUCCACGAGAUGCACCACAAACUCCCGCCCUUCCACUGAGUGAGGGACACGUCUAUGCGCUAGGCGUCUACGACUUCAUGGGCGUUCGACUAACGCUAGAUGCCAAUAACUUGAUCCAGCCGCAUGAGCUGCGUGAUCUCAUUGUCCACUCCCAAGCAAACACCAGUCCUGACACCAUAAGGAUUGCCAUUGCAAAUUUUUACGAUGAGUUCUUCAAUCGCUUACUAGUCGCCUUAUAUCCAGAUCAACCUCUAUCCUCAUCAGAUAUAGCCUCUAUCCAAGAUUGGCUCAACCACCGUUACCCGCACCACACAGCCAUCGGUAAUACCAGCACACUGGGUCGCGCAGUUCAGAGGCAUGCAGAGUCAUUUCCUCUCCGCGAUGCGCCGGCCCACGAUGAUGCAGAGAGUAUCGCGCCUACAGAGUUAUCUGUGGGAAGCGAAGAGGACCCAGAGGACGGCGCCAUCGACCCAGAAGGACAAACCCUCCAGCGCACCUUGUAUCACAUAGCCGAGGAUCGAGCGAGACUAGAGGGUGUAGUACAUCGCGGUAUCACAUGCAAUGGCUGCGACGAGAAGCCUAUUCGGGGAACCAGAUGGCAUUGCGCAAACUGCCCAGACUUCGACCUCUGUUCAAACUGCGAAGCAACCAACUCGCACCCCAAGACCCAUAUCUUCUACAAAAUCCGCGUACCCGCACCAUUUCUUUCAUUAGAGAAACAAGAGCCUUUGUACCCGGGAAAGCCCCAUAUGAUGUGUCAUUCGAUUCACUCGCCGCUCAAGCGACGCCUCGUAGCAGAGACCAAGAUGGAGGCAGAAGAAAUCGAGGCUCUCUGGGAUCAAUUUACCUGUCUAGCGGGUACCGAGUGGACGAGCGACCCAUCCAAUAUUGGAUGGGCUAUCGAUCGACGCGAGUUCAAUCAUGCAUUCGUCCCUCGUUACAAGGCACUUGUGUCUGCUCCGAACCUCGUCUACGAUCGCAUCUUCGCAUAUUACGACACAGACAAGAACGGACUCAUCGGCUUCGAUGAGUGGGUCAAAGGGCUAGACGGCAUGCACACAACUGACAUAGAUGUCAAGGCGAGGAUUGUCUUCAACGGAUAUGAUAUCGACGGAGAUGGCUAUAUAUCUCGCAAGGAUAUACUGCGCAUUUUCCGAGCUUUCUUUGCCAUUGAGAAGGAAGCCACCCACAACCACAUCCGAGAGCUUUCCGACGAUCUGACCGUGCGGAACGCGUUGGACACCAUACAGUCUAGUCAGCCGCUUGGUUCUGCGUUCCCGCCACGCAGUAUGAAUGGCUCAAACGCCCCCAAUGCUCGCUUACAAGAGAAGCAAGAGAAUGCCGAUACGCCGAAUUCACCGUUACUCGAGAAUCACACCGACGUCGCAGAGCGAGAUGAGAUCCUGCGAGCGUUCGACAGCCACUACAUCACCCCCGGGCACCCGUGGGAUGGAUCUGAAACAGAUAUUGUGAGUGCGAGAUGGGCGCGCAGACAAUACUACAUCGAUGAAGAAGAAGGCCUGGCUCGGCCAAACGAAGUAGAAAUGUCUCAUCUGGACAAUCAGGAAGCCAACGACGAGGUGGAUCAAGCCCCAGCCCAAGUCCUGAACGAUGAACAACGUAGAUAUAGGGAUUCGCGGUCAUCGUCAAGGGUCCGCUUCCAGGACGAUAUCGAGAUAGAAACGCGAUCCAACGCUUCAUCGUCUAGACCCGUCGGUGAACGAUGGGGUGGCUAUGACAUACCUGAACCUGAGCAAAACUUGAGUAACGAAGUACUAUAUCAAAUCACUCAGCAAGGCUUCAAUGAAAUGCUCGACCCGCUCUUUCUCGAAAAGGAAGACAUGGCCAUGGAUGCACAUGAAACACGCAGCAAGCGUAGAGAAAUGGCGACCGCUAUCGAAAGCACGACUAACGACCUCUUCACGAAAAGUAAGGCUGAUGUUGAAGCUAUUGCCAAGGUUGGCAUCUUUCGGUUCUCCAAGUGUCUUGUACGCAAGUUCAUUGACACGAUCAACCAAAGACAGUCGAGCAUCAAACAACUCUUUCAAAAUCCCGCCAAUAGUAACCCUCUCACGGAAAAAGACGCACAUGCGGCAAUAGAAGGAAUCUAUGACUCACUGGAAGCAAGGGUCAUUAGGUCGAUUGGUGUGUCUAAAACACCAAAUCUCGACAACACGAUGUUGUGGAAUACGUUGCUAUGCAGACGUCAACUCCGAGAAGAAACGGUUGAUGCUGUCAUUCAGUGCGCACUUAAAAAGGGAUGGCUAGCUUAUCCCUCCACGAAUGGAAGUACAGCUGGCCUUUACAAAGAUCCUACGAUGCCUCAGUAUCGGCCAAACUCACUUGCCCACCCAAACUCUCGGCCUACCACGCCUGACUCUCCAGAAAUACAUUCGGCUUCUGGGAGUGAUGACUUCUCACUGGGAACACACGAAGGACCAACUAUGUACUCACAACUUUUUGUAUCUGCAUACGCAAGUAAUUAUCAGUUUCGGGAAGAGCUGGAGAUAGCUUCCAUGGAAUCUGAAACACGGGAGCCACGUACAUCGACGCCACCUGUAGUAGUUGCAGAGCCUGAUCAGCCUUCCCAACCAGACCAGGAAGCAAAUAAGGACUUGCUCACCAUCAAUUGGCGAAACUAUACCGACGCGCCUGAGAUGUACGAUUUCUUCACUACAGACUCGGAUGAGAAGUUCAUCAGGUGCAUGAGUACAACUAACUGUUAUUCUGAGCAUGACAAUAGUGAGACGGGACACCUUAAGUCAUUGCACCGCUCCGUUCGCAACCUAGCCAUGAAUCCCAGUUCGUCUUUGCAUCUCAUAAUGCUGGCCAGUCUCGAAGUUGUGGAGCAAGAAAUUACCCAACGAAAGGGAAGUGGUUUGAUCAGCUUCGAUGAGUUUCUGAAGCACAUGCGGGAGGGCAGAUUGCGAUUCUUGGAAGCAUGGAUGGAUUGGGUCAGCAUGUGA
Molecule: messenger RNA, 3132 nt
Organism: Pyrenophora tritici-repentis Pt-1C-BFP
Lineage: Eukaryota; Fungi; Ascomycota; Dothideomycetes; Pleosporales; Pleosporaceae
Product: FRQ1, Ca2+-binding protein (EF-Hand superfamily)
Molecular function (GO): calcium ion binding; zinc ion binding
Source: RefSeq, a predicted model, not a curated record